Dissoconium aciculare CBS 342.82 is the source of this 2604-nucleotide messenger RNA. RefSeq names its product TPR-like protein. The record is from RefSeq and is a predicted model, not a curated record. The transcript is spliced from 2 exons. NCBI's taxonomy places the organism in Eukaryota, Fungi, Ascomycota, Dothideomycetes, Mycosphaerellales, Dissoconiaceae. The annotation marks the transcript as partial. Gene Ontology annotation, molecular function: protein binding.
AUGACCAUUCGAUACGGGGAUGGCAAAGAGGCGACUCGAGAGCGCUUACUCAAGAAAGCUGGCAAGUCGAAAUCGACGUCCACAGCGAUCAAGCCAUUUUCGAACGUACCAUUUCGACGGGACCCGAACUUCGUCGACCGUGUCGAUCCAACGAAUCAAAUGCGUGCCAAACUAGAUGUGCCAGCAGGCAGAGCUGCAUUGGUAGGGCUCGGGGGUAUUGGGAAAUCUCAACUUGCGAUUGAGUAUGCACGAGACUUACGACAACAAAGCCCAGAGACAUGGGUGCUGUGGAUUCAUGCUAGUAAUGCAGCGCGUUUCGAUCAGAGCGUGCACGAAAUCGCAGAUAGGCUCAGGCUCCCUGGGCACGAAGACCCUAAAGCAAAUCAUCUGAAACUCUUCCAACGAUGGCUCGAAAAUGAGAACAAUGGAAGCUGGCUGAUCGUACUUGAUAAUGCGGACGAUGCCGGCUUUCUUCUCGAGCCGCCUCCAAUGGCUAGCGAAGCGCAACACGAUAGACAGCGAAUUGAGUAUUUUCCCGUGAGCGACCACGGCUCGAUGAUCAUCACAACACGGAGCAAGGACGAAGCAUUGAGACUAGUUUUCGAAGAUGAUAUCGUUUCCAUCACUCCCAUGAGUGAGAGUGAAGCUAGUUUACUCAUGACAAGUAAGCUUGGGCGAUGGGAGGAUGAGAUUAAGGAACUAGUAUCCUCUCUAGACUUCAUGCCGCUCGCCAUCUCACAAGCAGCUUCAUACAUCCGAGCACGAGGUUCGCGCUGGUCGGUCCAGAAAUAUCGCGAAGAAAUGGAAGAGAGUCGUAAGUCGCGGACAAGCCUUCUGCGAUAUGAAAUGCCGCUGCCGAACCGAGACAAGUACGCGACUAACUCGGUAUUCCUGACGUGGCAGAUCUCCUUCGAGUACGUCAAUGAAAAUCACCGCUCUGCAGCCGAUCUGCUUUCGUUCAUGAGCUUCUGCGACCGACUCGCCAUUCCAGAGUUGCUGAUCCGUAUCGACGGUAAAGAUGGACACCCGGGAAAUGCUGCGAGCUUCGAGGAAGACAUCGUCAAGCUCCGCAGCUUCUCUUUCAUUAGCGAGACAAACAACACGGAAACAUGGGAGAUGCAUAGGCUUAUUCAAGAUGCAACACAAGCUUGGCUGGAGGAUCGGACGAUGGUCAACCAUGCUCACACUCAUUUCUUAAGUCGAUUUAGCGCCAUUUUUCCGACUGGGGAUUUCGAGGACUGGCCAAGAUAUCGCCUGCUGUUCCCGCAUGCCAAACAUGCAUUAACACAGCAGCCUCAAAACACAGCAACAAUUCUUAAAUGGUCGCACAUCAUGUACUAUUCGGCGUAUUUUGCAUACGAGCAAGGCGAUUACCCAACAUGUGAAUCAAUGGCGAUAGCGUCGAUGAUGGCCAGAUCAUCCCAGCACGGGAAGGCGCAUGAGUCCACAAUUCUUGCUAUGCUCAUGGUAUCCGGAGCACACUGGAAACAAGGGCAUUUUAGCGAGGCUGAAAUGCUUGAAAUGGAAGCUCUAGAGCUCAGCAAAGCAGUGAACGGCCCUGAACACCCUGAUACGCUCAUCGCACUGUCUCUUUUAGCUACCACAUAUUACGACCAAGGACAGUGGGGCCGUGCAGAGCAGCUGCACAAAAAAGUCAUCGAGAAAAGGCAGGCCAGUCUUGGGAUGAAGCAUCGUGAUACGAUAAGGAGCAUGGGUAACCUUGCAUCAGUAUACUCAGCUCUGGGGCGACUCAAAGAGGCGGCGCAGCUGGAGGAGCAGGCUUUAGAUGCUUACAGGACGAUGCUCGGGGCAAAUCACCCCACCACGAUAUCAACGACCUUCAAUCUAGCGGCGAGUUACCGGCUGCAAGGGCGUUGGCUCGAAGCGGAACAGCUUGCGGUACCCGGCAUACGUGUGUCAGGGGCAAUUCACGGUGCAGAUCACCCAAGCACGCUUGUAUAUAAAAGCAAUCUCGCGACGACACGUUCAUAUCAAGGCCGAUACAGCGAAGCGGAGGAGAUACAUUCACAAGUGCUAGACAAAAGGAAGACAACGCUCGGGGCAGAGCAUCCUAGUACACUCACCAGCAUGAGCAAUUUGGUUGUGGCAUAUACGAAGCAGGGGAAAUAUGAUGAGGCAGAGCAGCUACAACGGAUUUUGCUCGAAACAAAGAUGGCGACCCUCGGAGCAAGCCACCCGGGUAUGAUCAAGACCAUGAUCAAUUCGGCGAGCAUUUAUUCGGCCCUGGGACGCCAUAGUGAGGCUGAAGUACUAGAGUUGCGCGUAGUUGCCCUUGCAAGGCAGAUACUGGGAGCAGAACACCCUACGACACUGACCGCUAUGAACAACCUUGCCUACACCUACCAGAGGCAAGAGCGCUGGAGCGAGGCGGAGCAGCUACGAGUGGAGGUACUCAAGACUGAGAAGACCGUGCUCGGGAUAGAACAUCCGAGCACACUGCUAAGCAUGCAUAACCUGGCAUCGACAUACAUGGAGCAGGACCGAUACCCUGAGGCCCUGCUCUUGCAAGAGCAGGCAGCCGAUGGUUACAAAAGGGUAUUUGGUGAGGAGCAUCCUGAUACUGAGACCGUCACCGCAAACUUG